AUGGCCCUCUUGGAGCCCAGGGAGAACCUGGAAGUGAAGGAAAGAAGGGGGCACCAGGAAAACCGGGGGACAGAGGUAAAAGAGGUGAGGAAGGACCGCGAGGAAAGCAAGGCCCUGCAGGUGAGGUCGGUGCACCUGGACCCAAAGGAUACAGAGGAUCUCCUGGCGUGGAGGGAAACAUCGGGCCGUGGGGGGGGGUUGGACCGCGUGGCGCUCUGGGGGACACAGGAACACGAGGCCCCGUCGGCCCGCCUGGAGUCAGAGGAUAUCCUGGUAAAGAUGGAGCUCAAGGGCCAGCCGGAUCACCUGGUUUUAAGGGCAAUAAGGGAUACCGGGGUGCUCCAGGAGACAGAGGAAGGCAAGGCCAUGCAGGGCCAAAGUCUUUUACCGUGUUUGAGAGGUGGGACCGAUGAUGAGAAUGAUGAGAAUGAAACAUUCACAGGGUGUGCCAGGCUCCAGGGGUCUGUCGGGCAGGACGGGGAGGUUCGGACCGGGGGGACCCACUGGGGCGGCAGGAGCCAAAGGCCAGAAGGGCUCACAGGGACACACGGGCAGUCGAGGGCAUUAAAGGCCAAAAAGGUGCAAGGGGAGAACCUGGGACACGAGGCAGAGUGGGACCUGCUGGUCCUCCAGGUGCUCGUGGAAACAAAGGAAUCCAGGGACCAAAGGGGAAAAGUGGAAAGCCUGGAAAGAAAGGGACCAAAGGACCUGUUGGGAAAGUUGGAGCUAGAGGCCAGCCAGGGAGGACUGGACCUUCUGGACCACCUGGAAAACCUGCAAGGUCUGAGUGGCUUGGAUGGUUUGCUGGGAGUUGAGGGGAAUGAAGGUGAUCCGGGUGAUGCUGGUUUCAGAGGAGCUGCUGGAACUCCAGGCAAGCAAGGCACGAUGGGAAAACCUGGGCCUCCUGGGAUUAGAGGUAACAGGGGAUCCGGAGGGCUUAAGGGAAAAACGGGUCAAAAAGGAAAACAUGGACCUCCUGGGCCAAUGGGGCCAAAGGGUCUUCCUGGACUGGUAGGAGAGAAGGGCCAAUCUGGAAGUGUUGGCAGGAAGGGUCCCCCAGGCGACAUGGGGAUGCUCGGAACAGUGGGUCCACCGGGGUUAAAGGGGAACCCUGGGUUGCAGGGCUUAAAAGGCCCAACGGGUCAGAAAGGAAAGCCCGGUGACAAGGGUCCUCGUGGUCCACCAGGAAGGGGAGGCUCCUUUGGAAUCAGUGGCCAACUCGGAAAGAAGGGGAUAAAAGGUGUCCAAGGCGGGAGAGGGCCAAAGGGAUUCAAGGGCAAACGUGGACCUACGGGACAACCAGGACCACCUGGUAAACUGGAUCACACACAAAAAAGAGGGUCAAAAUCUGGACCGGGACAAGGUCUGAGAAACGAGCAAAAACCAGAAACAAGACCAAGCACAAGCUCUAACCUGACAACUUCAGUGCAAUCUCCCAGUUUCCCGAAACUAAAGGAAGGACGACAAAAACAAUACAGGCCAAUAUUCAAAAGAUGGUCCAAAAGUGAUGAAGCUGCAGAGUCAUUCAGCUGGCCCCUGGGAACCAAAGCCAACCCGGGCACCACCUGUUAUGAAAUGAGGCUCCUAUAUCCACAUCUAAAUGACGGUUACUUUUACAUGGAUCCCAACCAAGGCUGUCCCUGUGAUGCUGUAGAGGUGUUCUGCAACUUUACAGCCGGAGGAACAACGUGCAUCCAUCCCCUUCAUUCACAGUUUACAGUGAGGUUAAAACAACAGACAGUGAAGCAAACGACGCCUGUGCAGUGGUUUACUCAGGAACAUGGUGGACAAAAGUUUGACUAUGCUGGCGUGGAUGUUGUCCAGCUGAGGUUUCUGCGGUUGAACAGCCGCACGUCUUUCCAGAACGUUUCUCUCAGUUUCACAGCAAAUCAUUCUACUGAUGCUGGUCCAGCAGAACCAGACAGUCAUGUUGUCCACUUACUGGGAGACUCUGGGAUACAAAUUGAUCCACGCCUGGUUACAGUGUCCAGGAAAGGCAGUGAAGUGCACGUGGCUGUAAAGGUUCUUGGCAACACAGAAGAGCAUCAAGGUGACAUGGAGUUACUUCCUGUAAGAGAGCUGGGCAUAGAGAUGAGCAGGACAUCUAAAGGUUUCUCUGAGAUUGCAGUGGUUUUAGGACCCCUCUGCUUCUUGUGAGCAUGAACUCGUGUGUGUAUAUUUGUGUGUUUGUUUACAAAAGCUGAUAGCACAGUAGCCUAAAGUGUACAAUCAUAGUAUAGUUUUGUUAAAGAUAGUAAACAUCUUUUUUAUGUUAAUGUAUAUUUAUUGAAUUAUGAAGUUGUAGCAUUUUACUGCUGAAAAAACAUUCUAAUUUUUUUAAAUAAAAUGCAAUUCUAUACAUCAUCAUAUGAAUUCAAAUCACUGUCCCUUGUAACUUUGUGUUCAUGGCUUUAAUUGGGGAGAAACAGACUAAUAUUGUACAAAUCGAAUGCUCAAUUUGUUUUGAUAACAUGGACCUGAUAAGUUUAAAGAGAAUAUUUUUGCACAUUGUCCUCUGAGACUAAUUUCAAUUUGAAUUGAUUUGAGCAUGUGUUUGCUGUGCUGG
Molecule: messenger RNA, 2566 nt
Organism: Menidia menidia (Atlantic silverside)
Lineage: Eukaryota; Metazoa; Chordata; Actinopteri; Atheriniformes; Atherinopsidae
Source: the annotation of a GenBank genome assembly